AUGGACUUGCACAAUACCUGCACCUCAGACGAGCAGGAGUCUCCUUCCUUGGCCAGUAGUAAUUUUCAAAAUAUCAUAAAUACAGCUUCAUCAUCAACAGAUAUAUUAUCCAACUCAAGUACAUGUCCUACAUCUAAAAAGGAGUCAACAAUAGGCCAUGAUGAUGAGACUCAUCUGUCAUCGUCUUCCACAAAGUCUUGUACCAUUAUCGACUCAAAUCACACACAAAAACCUACAUCCUUUUCAUUUCUAGCGGCAAAGAACUUUGGCUCAGAACACAAUCAAGAUGUAUCUGUGGUGACACCUUUUCUAGUCAAACAUAUAAGUGAUCAAAAUUUUAUACCUAAGGAUAAUUUCCACAAAUACUGCUACCGCCACAAUCCAGACAUUGUUUGUAAUAAACGUACAGAUGAGGUUAAAAUGAGACAAAUACAAAACAAAUUGGAAAACUUGCCACACAGUGAUCAACAGGCUAUCAGCCAUGUUUGGUCGAUUUUCAGCGCAGCUCCUGUACAACAUAGACAGCUAAUACUACAAGGUUUAUUAACUCAGUGUUGCUUUCCACAAUUAUCCUUUAUCUCACAAGAAGUCUCCUCACUGAUCAAAAUCGACUUUAUUUCCAUAUUGCCGCAGGAAAUUUCAUUGAAAAUACUUUGUUACUUGGAUUGUAACAGUUUAUGUAACGCAGCACAAGUUUCACGAAAAUGGAAAAGCUUAGCUGAUGAUGACAGAGUGUGGCACCAUAUGUGUGAACAGCAUAUUGAUAGAAAAUGCCCAAAUUGCGGCUGGGGAUUACCUCUAAUGCAUAUGAAAAGAGCAAGAGAAAUGGCAGAAGAUGAUAUAAAGCCGAUUAAAAGAAACAACGACGAGGAACAACAACAGCUGCAGCAACAACAACAACAACAACAACAGCUGCAGCUGCAACAACGAGAAACAUCUGAAAGAACCAUCGCUUCCUCACACUGUCGAACAUCCCAACAGGUUCAAGAAGAUCCUCCUCGGAAGAAGCAAAGGUCAGAUAGUGGGUCAUCAAGUAAUCCCUCGCCUUUACUCAAAAAGCGCCCUUGGAAAGCGGUUUACUCGGAACGGUUCAAAUUGGAAAAAAAUUGGAGGAAGGGAAUAUGCACCAUCAAGUCAUUUGUAGGUCACACUGAUGGAGUGACGUGUCUACAACUUAAUAGGAAAUAUCUCAUGACUGGAUCAUAUGAUACAACUAUAAAGAUUUGGAAGAUUGAUACUGGAGAAUGUGUAAAGACUUUGAGUGGCCACACUAAAGGAGUUCGGUCAUUGGUUUUUGAUAACCAAAAAUUGAUCACUGGCGGACUAGACUCAACCAUUAAAGUGUGGAAUUAUCAUACUGGCCAAUGUAUAGCCACUUAUCGCGGUCAUGAUGAUGCUGUCGUCAGUGUUGAUUUUUCAAACAAAUCUAUUGUUUCAGGGUCAGCCGAUCACACAGUGAGAGUUUGGCAUGUCGACUCAAGAACAUGCUAUACUUUGCGUGGUCAUACAGAUUGGGUGAACUGUGUCAAGAUACACCCUGGUUCAAACACAAUUUUUAGUGCUAGCGAUGAUACAACAAUACGAAUGUGGGAUAUGAAUACAAAUCAGUGUCUUAAAAUCUUUGGAGGAUUGGAGAAUAAUGGACAUAUUGGUCAAGUACAAUGUGUUAUUCCUCUUACCUAUAAAGACUGUUUAUUAGAAGAUGUGGGUGAAAGCGAAGACAAGCAGUUGACAAGUCAAAGUACUGCAGCUCCACAAAUGCAAUCAUCAUCAUCAUCAUCAUCGCUGUUGUCUUCUCUGAGAUCAUCAGCAUCAUCAUCAUCAUCAUCAUCAGCUCUUCCUACCCAUAUUCUUACCUGUUCGUUAGAUAAUACAAUAAAGCUAUGGGAUUUAUCUACUGGAAAAUGUAUUCGUACUCAAUUUGGUCACAUUGAAGGAGUUUGGUCAAUUGCAGCAGAUACAUUUAGAAUAAUAAGUGGGGCACAUGAUAGAUUGGUAAAAGUUUGGGAUCUACAAAAUGGUAAAUGUUUACAUAGUUUUGGUAACAGUUCAAGUGUUUCAUGUGUAGGGUUAAGUGAUUCAAAAUUUGUUAGUGGAAUGGAAAACGGUGAAGUUAAGAUGUAUUGUUUUGAUUGA
Molecule: messenger RNA, 2136 nt
Organism: Lodderomyces oxycetoniae
Lineage: Eukaryota; Fungi; Ascomycota; Pichiomycetes; Serinales; Debaryomycetaceae
Product: ubiquitin-binding SDF ubiquitin ligase complex subunit
Exons: 1
Coding region: 1-2136 (711 amino acids)
Molecular function (GO): protein binding
Source: RefSeq, a predicted model, not a curated record